Messenger RNA from Cornus florida, 974 nucleotides. Its product is annotated as probable glutathione S-transferase. Gene Ontology annotation, molecular function: glutathione transferase activity. NCBI's taxonomy places the organism in Eukaryota, Viridiplantae, Streptophyta, Magnoliopsida, Cornales, Cornaceae. The transcript is spliced from 2 exons. Gene Ontology annotation, biological process: glutathione metabolic process. The record is from RefSeq and is a predicted model, not a curated record. The coding region runs from base 90 to 749 and encodes 219 amino acids. Gene Ontology annotation, cellular component: cytoplasm.
UUCAUUUUCAUAUAACACAAUUAGCAAUCUCAAACACUACAACCCACUUUUUGUCCUUCCAAUCUUUGUUUUUUCAACUCAUAAUUAGAAUGGCUGGUGAAUUGGUUCUCUUGGAGUUCUGGCCCAGCCCUUUUGCACAGAGGGUGAAAAUUGCCUUGGCUGAGAAAGGCAUAGGCUAUGAGUGCAAAGAAGAGAACUUGAUGAACAAGAGUCCUCUGCUUCUCAAGAUGAACCCUGUUAAUAAGCAAAUCCCUGUUUUGAUCCAUAACGGGAAACCGAUAUGCGAGUCCCUCAUCAUUGUUCAAUACAUUGAUGAGGUCUGGAAGGAUCACUCUCCAUUGUUGCCGUGUGAUCCUUACAAGCGCGCCCAAGCAAGGUUCUGGGCUGACUACGUUGACAAAAAGAUAUUUAGCAAUGGAAGGAGUUUAGUUUUCAGCAAAGGUGAAACCCAAGAAGCAGCUAAAAAGGAGCUGAUAGAGUGCUUCAAAGUGUUGGAAGCAGAGCUUGGAGAGAAGACUUAUUUUGGGGGAGAGACCUUUGGUUUUGUGGACCUCGCACUUGUACCCUUUUACUGUUGGUUUAACCUCUACGAGAGUUGUGGCAACUUUAGCUUCGACCAAGAGUGCCCUAAAAUAGUGGCAUGGGGUAAGAAGUGCUUGGAGAAGGAGAGUGUGUCCAAGGUUCUUCCAGACCAGCACAAGGUCACUGACUUCUUCACGGCGAUGGCUAAGAAGUUUAGUGCUCAGUAAAAUUGCAGAAGAGAACCUCUCCAUAUUUAUAAAGCAUAAUAAGAAAUAGAUAUGGUUAACUACUAUUUGGAAUUCUCUCUCUCCCCUAAUCUUUUUCGCCUUUUUUUUUUUUUUUUUUUUCUGUCGUUUUAAGUUUUGGUUUUUGUACUUUUUUAUGUGUUAUGAGGUGUUCUCUUUUUGUUUGGUUUACAAUAAAGAAAAUAUUACCUCCGGUCUUAAAUUAAA